This is a messenger RNA of Oncorhynchus nerka (sockeye salmon), 2777 nucleotides long. RefSeq names its product heterogeneous nuclear ribonucleoprotein Q-like. Gene Ontology annotation, molecular function: mRNA 5'-UTR binding. Gene Ontology annotation, biological process: CRD-mediated mRNA stabilization. The record is from RefSeq and is a predicted model, not a curated record. NCBI's taxonomy places the organism in Eukaryota, Metazoa, Chordata, Actinopteri, Salmoniformes, Salmonidae. The coding region runs from base 355 to 2241 and encodes 628 amino acids. Gene Ontology annotation, cellular component: nucleus; CRD-mediated mRNA stability complex; ribonucleoprotein complex. The transcript is spliced from 11 exons.
UAACGUUAACUUGUUAUUCGCUUUAGCUAGUAACCGGUUACGUAGAACUAUGGCUAGCAUUGGCUACACGGCGUGGAUGUCUCGCAUGGGCUGGUUAACGGGAUUGCAAACACUGAAGUCUUAACAUAGUUAGCUAAGUCGUUAACAUUUAACUGACAUUCAAGCAUUUCUUGGCAACUAUUUAACUAGCGUUAAUUGUUUCCAUGUACGUUACAGUAACGUUUUCUAACGUAGUUAAGCUGCACUGGCUGGCUUGUUUAACAAUACAUUGGAAGCUAAUUAAGUAGCAGACCGUAAGAGCUUCGCCAGAAAAAAAUAUCGUUGUGCACAAAAGCACGUGUAACGUUAACUACAAUGGCGACCGAUCAGACAACUGAUCAUGUAAAUGGGAAUGGUACAGAGGAACCAAUAGACAUAACUGAAGUGGACAAAACUACAGCUGAGGUUAUCCAUUCAGACAAUUUCCAGACUUUAUUAGAUGCUGGUUUACCACAGAAAGUUGCAGAAAAACUAGAUGCAAUUUACAUAGCAGGCUUGGUAUCGCACAGUGACCUAGAUGAAAGGGCUAUUGAAGCAUUGAAAGAAUUUAACGAAGAAGGUGCUCUACAAGUCCUGCUUGAAUUUAAGGAAAGUGAUCUGUCGCACGUGCAAAACAAAAGUGCCUUCCUCUGUGGAGUAAUGAAGACUUAUAGACAGAGGGAGAAGCAAGGAACCAAAGUUUUAGAUUCCACGAAAGGACCAGAUGAGGCGAAAAUAAAAGCUCUGCUUGAUAGAACCAUCUAUACACUUGAUGUGACAACGGGUCAGCGGAAGUAUGGAGGCCCCCCCCCAGAGUCUGUGUAUUCAGGUGCUCAACCCACUAUUGGAACAGAGAUAUUUGUUGGGAAAAUUCCUCGAGACUUGUUUGAGGAUGAGCUGGUGCCCCUCUUUGAGAAGGCGGGACCUAUCUGGGAUCUACGUCUAAUGAUGGACCCCCUAAGUGGCUUGAACAGGGGCUACGCCUUUGUCACCUUCUGCACUAAAGAGGCUGCCUCGGAGGCUGUAAACCUGUGUAAUAAUCAUGAAAUACGCCCCGGCAAACACAUUGGAGUGUGUAUAUCUGUUGCCAAUAACCGGCUGUUCGUCGGCUCCAUCCCCAAGAGUAAAACGAAAGAACAGAUUGUGGAGGAGUUUGCUAAAGUCACAGAGGGUCUUAAUGAUGUCAUACUGUACCAUCAGCCAGAUGACAAAAAGAAGAACAGAGGUUUUUGCUUUUUGGAAUACGAGGACCAUAAAACUGCUGCUCAGGCCAGACGCAGGCUAAUGAGUGGCAAGGUGAAAGUGUGGGGGAAUGUGGUUACUGUGGAAUGGGCAGACCCCAUCGAGGACCCAGAUCCAGAGGUUAUGGCCAAGGUCAAAGUUUUGUUUGUCCGAAACCUUGCGAACAGUGUUACGGAAGAAAUACUUGAAAAAUCCUUCGGACAGUUUGGUAAACUGGAGCGAGUGAAAAAGCUGAAAGAUUACGCCUUCGUUCAUUUUGAUGAGAGGGACGCUGCAGUCAAGGCGUUGGCUCAAAUGAAUGGCAAAGUUCUGGAAGGAGAGCACAUUGACAUAGUUUUUGCAAAGCCCCCUGAUCAGAAGAGGAAGGAACGCAAAGCUCAGAGACAAGCAGCCAGAACAAACAUGUAUGAUGAUGAUUAUUAUUACAACUACGGCCCCCCUCAGUUGCCCCCUCCCACAAGAGGCGGCCGGGGUAGGGGAGGUUAUUCUUACCCACCCGACUAUUAUGGCUAUGAUGAUUACGACGAUUAUUAUGGUUAUGAUUAUCCCAACUACCGCGGGGGAUACGACUAUGACUACGACUACUACGGCUAUGAUGACUUUCAGGCUCCCGCUAGAGGAAGAGGUGGCAGAGGUGCACGGGGGGCAUCCCCAGCCAGAGGUAGGCCAGGCGCUCCCAGGGGAAGAGGUGGCUUUUCCCCGCGUGGUGGUCCAGGAUCAAGCAGAGGAGGUGUGCAACAGAGAGGCCGCGGCGGGGUACGUGGUGUGAGGGGUGACCACAGUGGAAAUGUAGGAGGAAAGCGCAAAGCUGAUGGGUACAAUCAGCCAGAUUCCAAGCGGUGCCAAACCAAUAAUCAGAACUGGGGCUCUCAACCCAUUGCUCAGCAACCGCUCCAAGGUGGUGAUCAUUCUGGUAACUAUGGUUACAAAUCUGACAACCAGGAGUUUUAUCAGGAUUAUUUUGGGCAACAGUGGAAGUAGAACAUUAGGGCUUUAAUUCCAAAUCCUUUUUUAGACUUGAUCUGAUUGGCCCUAAAUCCAUAUGGUUGCCUCACUUUUUUUCCAAUUUGGUGACAUCUGGCAAGAUUUCUUGUAUAUAUUUUAAUAAUCUGCUUGUACUUGAACAGUAGUCACACUUCCAACUGUUUUUGACUAACUGGUUUUUUUUUCAAAGUUGAUUAAUGCGAUUUCCAUAAUCAGGUUUAAAGAUUAAAAAAUGUGCAAUCAUGUGAUCCAGCUAUUUUAUUUGGCUGUAGUUUUAUGUAUGUUUUUAGUGAUUCCAUGUUUUAAGUAGCUAACAGCAACUAAACUUAUGUCUCCUAAACAUGUACCUACUUAAAACAAAUGACACCACAAUUUGUAUGUUACAGAAGAUAAUGCUAGGAAAUGGCGUGUCUUGUAAAAAAGAAGAAAAAAAAGACUAGUCCUAUUUAUUGGGCUUUACAUUUUGGCUUGUGUUUUUUUUGCUAUUUGUCUGCUUUAAUAAACAUACACGCAGAAGUGUACAAAACCUCAAA